This is a messenger RNA of Achroia grisella, 2002 nucleotides long. Its product is annotated as NADPH oxidase 4-like. The transcript has 12 exons. Gene Ontology annotation, molecular function: superoxide-generating NAD(P)H oxidase activity. Gene Ontology annotation, cellular component: NADPH oxidase complex; plasma membrane. Bases 162 to 1979 code for a protein of 605 amino acids. NCBI's taxonomy places the organism in Eukaryota, Metazoa, Arthropoda, Insecta, Lepidoptera, Pyralidae. Gene Ontology annotation, biological process: superoxide anion generation; defense response. The record is from RefSeq and is a predicted model, not a curated record.
GCUCGCAUACGGUGAGCAUGGCCGCUCGGUACACGCUUGACACUUUUGCUAUCGAGUAGUAAAAAUAAAAAUGCGGGAAAUUCUAUUUUCAAAAUUAGAAAUUUAAAAACGUUAUUUUUAUUCAAAACUAUGUAAUUAGAAUAAAUAUUGCUACAAGAAGAAUGAGGUUAACAACACUUUUAAAAAAUAGUUAUGUUUUUUUGCAGAGGCGAUUUAUUUUGAUAUUAUGGAUCUCAGUAGUGUCAUAUUUUUUCUACAGUACAUAUAAGUUUUAUUUAUAUGGACGACAAUUUUAUUAUGUAAGAAGAAUUUUAGGGUUAGGAUUAUGCAUAUCUCGUGGCACCGCAUCAGUACUCAAUUUAUGUUGCGCUCUAGUAUUACUUCCGCUGUGCAAGAAACUCAACCAAAUACUUUACCGAGUACUCUCAGAAUUGUGGCCAAGUAUAUUUUUCUUUUGGCUGGAGAAAGCGAAGAGUUUUCACAUGACAGUCGCAAUCACCCUUGUGAUGUUUGCUUUGAUACAUUCCGUUUCUCAUUUUGUGAACUUGUGGAAUUUCUCGAGACGUUAUGACGAUGAAAUGAAGGAGAUCAACUUUGCUAAGUACAAAGAUGAGAGUCCAUUCUCUUUAUUGGUGAGUCAAGCCGGCCUGACCGGCGUGUCAAUGUUGCUCAUCACAAUAUUGAUGGGACUGACUUCUGUGAGAGUGGUACGGAGAAAACUCUACAAUGCGUUCUGGUACACCCACCAGCUGUAUAUGAUAUUUUUAGUUCUACUAAUAGUUCAUCCCUUAAGUGGUGUACUAAAAGAAGAAGUAUUAGAUAGUGUAGAAUCUAGUCCAAUUACUAGUCAAGAAGAAGACUGGAGCAAUAGUUCGUCGAUAUCUAAACAUACUUUUGUUUCAAUCAAAUCCAAGACCUGGGCAUGGAUGACGUUCCCGCUCGGAUGCUUUAUGAUCGAUCUACUUUGGAGAAUAUUCUCUAGAAAUCGCGCAAGGGUGCAUAUUAUAGAAGUGGUCCACAUGGCAGGACGAACUAUAAGUUUGACAUUGAGCUGUCCACAUGAACACUUCAAUUGCAGAAUGGGACAGUACAUUUUGCUGCAGUGUUUAGACAUAUCGUUUUUAGAGUGGCAUCCCUUCACUGUUGUUAAGGUACCCACAUCCAUUUCUAGAAGUUUCGUUAUAUGGAUUAGAGUUAAAGGAGAUUGGACAGAGGCUUUAGAAAAGCUGUUGUUGGAAAAUGGGGCUAACAGAUUAAGUCUCUUGGUGGAUGGCGCGUUCUCUAGCCCUAUGCAGGGCGCGGCUGCAGACGACGUUGCUUUGUGCGUGGCUGCCGGUGUUGGGAUCACACCAUUUGUGUCGCUAUUGCAUCAUAUGCUGCUGAACCCAAGAUCUAAAUCACCUGGCAGAAUUCAUUUACUAUGGAUUGUUCGAACUGAAGAUGAAAUAACUUGGAUCGCUGAUAUGGCAAACAAAACUAUGUUACAGCUGAGAAACGCCAAUCGACCUGAUAGAUUGCAUUUAGAAUUUUACGUAACAGGUACAAAAAAGAAUGAUAUCAAAUGUUUCGAGGCCAAUGAAUGUUCUUUAACUCAUAUGAUAGUUAUUAAUGAAAAGGGUAAAAUAACUCAUUCAAAAAUUUGUAAAGCUAUGACGGACGAUGAGAAAGCGAGUCUUCUUACACCGAAUAGAAAGAGACAUGCUUGUGCUGACAAUGAAAAACGGAACACAAACAAUACUAAUGAGUUAAAAAGCUAUGAAAUCGCAAAAGAAUAUCCUUUAUUGGGAUGCAGAGUAAGAAGAGGCAGACCUCAUUGGGAUCGUGUAUUUGGAUAUUGGGUACAUUUGUAUCCCCACCAACAUUUGAAUUUAUACUGCUGUGGAACGAAAAAAUUAGUGAAAUCUUUGAGAAGUAAAUGUGCGUACAUAACAAGUAACACAAAAACCAAGAUCACGUUUAUUAAUGAAGGAUUUUCUUGAAAAACAUGUAGUUAUUUAUUAAA